AUGGCAUUGAGAGGUAAACCAUUAUUAGCCACCAACACCAACAACGUAGGCACAGAUGUUUUCCAAGCUGGAAACAUUAGUUGGAAACAAUUCAGUGUUAACACAUCGCCAAAACCAUUGUUGGUGUUUGCACCAACAGUGGAAGGAACAUACCCUGUCAUAUUGUUCUGCCAUGGUUAUGCCAUUUCUAAUAGUUACUACUCUAACCUCUUGGGCCACAUAUCUUCUCAUGGAUUCAUUGUUGUUGCUCCUCAAUUGUUUACCUUGAACUUGCCUAUGCUUGGAGUAUGUGAAGUAAAAUUUGCCGGAAAAGUUGCAGAUUGGAUAGCCAAAGGACUUCAACCUAAGCUCAAUGAAAACAUUCAACAAAAUGUUAAAGCAAAAUUGGACACAUUGGUUCUAGCUGGUCAUAGUAAAGGUGGAAAAACAGUCUUUGCCCUAGCCCUAGAACAUGCAAAAACCAACCCUAAUUUUUCAGCCCUAAUUGGAAUAGAUCCAGUGGCAGGCCCAAGUAAGUGCAAGAUAACAAGAACACUUCCUCACAUUCUAACGGGCCAGGCCCGAUCCUUCAAUUUAAACAUGCCCGUUAUGGUAAUCGGAACUGGGCUAGGCCCAGAACCUUCUAACUGCUCUCCUAAAGCCUGUGCUCCUGAGGGGGUGAACCAUGAAGAAUUUUUCAGGGAGAGUAAACCACCUUGUGCACAUUUUGUUACUAAGGAUUAUGGUCAUAUGGAUAUGUUGGAUGAAGAUACACAAGGUUUAAGAGGUAGACUUUUGAAGUGUAUGUGUAAGAAUGGAGUUGGGCCUAAGGAUUUGAUGAUAAGAACUUUGGGUGGGUUAGUUGUUGCAUUUUUGAAGGAUUUUUUGUAUAACCAAAAGAAAGAUUUUCAAGCUAUUUUGGAUGAUCCAAAUCUUGCUCCUGCUAAGCUUGAAAAACCUGUUUUUUAUCCAUGA
Molecule: messenger RNA, 954 nt
Organism: Lathyrus sativus (Indian pea)
Lineage: Eukaryota; Viridiplantae; Streptophyta; Magnoliopsida; Fabales; Fabaceae
Source: the annotation of a GenBank genome assembly